AUGAAAACUACAAAGGUGAAAAAAGAUAAGAAGAUGGUUUAUAGUGAAGAUGAAACUGAUAUAAGUGAAGAUCUGGAUAGCAAAAAAGAAAACAUUCGUAAAAAACCAACAAGAAUGAAAAAGAAUUUGAAGAAAGGUAUAGAAUUGAAAGGAGUGAAGAGGAAAGUAUUACAGAAUGAGUCUAAGAACGAAGACAGUACUUCAAACUCUGAAAUAGAGAUGACAGAUUUACGCGAAGAUGAUGACACGGAGCUAGAUGAUGUCGGGAACAGAUGUAUAAUCUGCGAUGACUAUGGACGAGACAACGAGUUGUGGUGCAGAUGUGUACUGUGUGGACGUUGGGCCCACUCGGAAUGCUCAGGACGUGACUCUGCAAAAGAUUAUAAAUGUGAUUUAUGUUUCCAUUAA
Molecule: messenger RNA, 408 nt
Organism: Parnassius mnemosyne (clouded apollo)
Lineage: Eukaryota; Metazoa; Arthropoda; Insecta; Lepidoptera; Papilionidae
Source: the annotation of a GenBank genome assembly